Bombina bombina (fire-bellied toad) is the source of this 2894-nucleotide messenger RNA. It is a transcript of the gene PHF21B, whose product is annotated as PHD finger protein 21B. NCBI's taxonomy places the organism in Eukaryota, Metazoa, Chordata, Amphibia, Anura, Bombinatoridae. The coding region runs from base 219 to 1790 and encodes 523 amino acids. The record is from RefSeq and is a predicted model, not a curated record. The transcript has 12 exons.
CUUGCUGUGUGCACGGAGUUGUCCUCAGGCUUUUGACAGGAUUUCAUUCCUCACAGGAUAUUUACUCGCUACAUUUAUGUGACUUGUUUUGCUAUUCUUUAGGGGAGUUGAGGCAGAACUACGUGGAGUAAACACUGGCAAUUCUAAUCUUCUCAGAGGCUGAAAAAAAACUUCACGUCGUCGCAGGGAAUUAAAUAAAGUGCAGCCCGGGUGCGGGGAUGGAGCUGCAGAGCUUGCAGGAGGCCAUCAAAGUGGAAAUCCAAUGUCACCAGAAGCUUGCAGUCCGGAGCUGUCCUGUGGCAAGUGCCAAGGCCAUCCCUCUCAUCAAGGCACCCAGCAGCCAGGGCAUCUCAAUCUCUGUUGUUCCAGCCAAAGCUCCUGUCACCAUGGUUACUGCACACCUGAAUGGGCAGAAAACAUCUACGGUCUCUGCAACAGCGCACACAACUGAACCUCUACAAGCUUCCCCAAUUAAUCUGCAAACUAACAAACUGGCAGGUGGAAAUUUAAAUAUUGCAACAAGAAGGGUGUCAGAGAUGUCCCAUGUGCAGGUUAGGCCAAAGACGCUGAUCCCAGAAAGCCUCCCUAUUUCUCUGUGCAGAGAGCAGCCUUCCAAACAGCCUCCUACAUUUCAGAAGGCCACAGUUGUCAGCAUCAAAAAUCCAAGUCCUGCACUUCCAACUGCCAAUAAUACAGUCAGCCACAUCAAGACCUCCGGUAGCCAGUCACAGCAUGCUACAGAGGGUACUAUUUCAUCACCUAUUAACAGUGCAGGGGUAGCCUAUGCCAUUAUCUCAACUUCACCCAGCAAUGCAAAUCCAAUUAACACCAGCACAGUCUCUGUCGUCAAUGAUGGAAUCAAAGUUCAGCCACUUCUCAUCAGUGCCGACAGCAAAGUAGAUGCCCUGCGAUAUACAAUCUUGGGUCGUCCAGCUAAUGCAGUCUGGUGGGACAACAUCUCUGACCUUAUUUCUCAAGACGCUUCCCUUAAUGAAAUUCAGGAUAGCUUGAGAUGCAAACAACAUAGUGUAUUUGUUUCCACUGAUACAGAAAUCCAAAGUAAACGUCAUGAGCGCAAAAGAAGAAGCACAGCUAAUCCAGCCUAUAGCGGAUUCCUGGAGCCUGAGCGAAAACGUCUUGCCUCAACUUUUUUGAAUAAUCCCUUCUUAUCAGUAAAAGCAAAUGAGGAUCCAUAUUGGAAGAAUGAAAUCAAUCAUGAUGUGUUCUGUUCAGCAUGUAAACGUGGUAGCAGUUUACAACCAUGCAGCACAUGUCCAAGAGCUUAUCAUUUAGAUUGUGUAGACCCACCACUAAAGAUUGCUCCUAAGGGAAUUUGGGUGUGUCCAAAAUGCCAACAGAAGGUGUUAAAGAAAGAUAAUCUGCCAUGGACUGGAACAGUUGCUAUUGUUCAAUCCUAUGUGACACACAAAACAGUCAAAGAAGAAGAAAAGAGAAAGUUAUUAAAGAAAGGCAGUGAAUUGAAGAAUGAACAUAGACAGCUUGAAGAUCAAGAGCGGCUUCUGAAUAAUGCCAUUAAGAAAUGCUUAGAGGUGAAAAAUAGCUUGCUGGCCCAGCAGAAAAGGACACAGUCAUCGUUGGAACGCCUCAAAACUCUCAUUAGACUGAUACAGAGCGAGCAGAUGAUUCAGGUCACUAUGGCAACCAACUCCUCCUCUUUGCUAACUGUCCCUUGGAUCAAACCAUCAUCUGCCAUUGCUGUGACACACAAAAGCCUACAGCUGUCUCAGAGCAACUACCGACAGCCGGAUGAAACAAUAACUUUAAACUAAUGUCACCAACAUAGGACAAAGAACAGUCUGUCUUUUUUCUAAUUAAUAAGUACACAUAUUUGUGUACAACAAAACUUGCAAACACAUUAGUCCAGUAUGUAUGUUCAUGCUGCAGCGAUGUGUUCUGCACUUUAUGCCGACACCUACAGUGCUUAUGAUUUUUUUUUUAUUUUUGUUCAUUUUACUUUGGCCUUAAAAUAUUCUUUAUACAAAACAAAAAAAAUUUGCAAAAAAAUGGCCAAAUGGAUGAGUAGUGUCUUGAAAGGUGGUUUCUGCUUCAGUACCACUAUCAAUAAUAUGAUAUAAGAAUACAAAUUGAGUAGAUUUAGUAUUGAAGGGGAAAUCUAUUUUGGGGAAUGUGGGAGGGAAAUGGGAGUUCUUAUUCUUGGGACUACUUUAACCCUUUCAAAAUCGGCCACACUUAUUCAGGAGACUUGGUAAAAGGGGCUAUUUGAAAAGGGUUAUGUUACUAAUUCUCAGAGCCUUCAAACAAAAGUUGCUUUUUCAGUAUUAUUACAGCUGAGAUUUGCAGAUAUUUAAAAACUGUAUAAACUUGGCAUUUUUAGUGGAAUAUUGAAGUAUUUUCAUGCUGAUGCUUAUGUAUAUUUGUUCUGAAUUAUUUAAAAAAAAUGACUGUAAAACUCUUAAUUUUUUGCAGGUCCUUUUUACUUUUAUUACUGUUGAUGUAUUUUUCACAUUAAGGGUGUGUUUUUAUGUUAUUUUUUUAUGUGUGAAAGAUUUAGCAAAAUAACAGAGUAGAUAUCUUUGGAAUGCUGAAUUGUUUCAGUGUUGGUAAAUUAAACACAUUUUGUUUUUUAGUAUUAUACAUUUUUUUUUUUCUGCCAGUACAGACAAUAUGCCAAAAAUCUUUACCUUUUUGUACUGCAUUUUUAUUGUAAAAUAUGUAAUGUGAAAGGGAAGUAUGUUUUUAUUUAUUAUUUGUUUUGCCUGCAGGAAUAUCUGCAAUAUGGUACAGGAAAAAACUGCCUCAAGUGGAGUUUCUCAUUUUGCAUAUUACUUUAGUGUUUUGUUUUUUUUUACAGUAGAAGGGGCCAUAAAAAAUGUCUGCUUUUUUAUGUUUUAUUUUGUAGCUAAAACACAGUU